AUGUCAAUUGAUACAUGCAUUAAAAACACAGAAAUAAUAAAAAUGCUCCGAAUGGACACCAAGCAGUUGAAACAAUUUCAUCGCCACAAAAGGAAGUAAAAGAUGAAAUUGGGUGGUUUGCUUUUGCUGGUCGUGUCACAAGCACUUUUAUCUGAGUCGGUUGAUUAUGAAGGAAAGUUGUUUUGGAACUUGUUCUUCCGACCAGAAAGAGAUGUCAAGUUUUAUCUUUACACAAGAAGAAAUGCUUAUGCAGGACAGGAAGUGCUGUCGGGUGAUAUGAAUUCGGUUGUUAAAAGUACAUUCAAUCCAAAAAAUCCAACUAAGUUCCUCAUCCACGGAUGGCGCGGUGACUACGAAACAACCUUCAACGAAAAAGUCUCUACAGAAUUUUUGAUUAAAGAUGACGUCAACAUUUUCCGUGUUGAUUGGAGUACUUCUGCACAGACAAUUAAUUAUAUGACAGCUGCUCGUCGAGUUCCAGGUGUUGGAAAAGUUCUUGGAGAAUUUAUCGACUUCCUUAAUGCUAAUAGUGCAGUUGAUUUGAAUACUGUGACAAUUAUUGGAUUUUCUUUAGGCGCACAUGUUGCUGGAUUUGCAGGCAAGAAUGUCCAACGCGGCAAAGUACGAGCAAUCAUUGGAUUAGAUCCAGCAGGUCCAUUAUUUAAUAGUAAAGAUGCUGAAGGAAGAUUGGAUUAUUCUGAUGCUUCAUAUGUUGAAGUCAUUCAUACCAACAUGGGAAUGACUGGAAUGGAUAAAUUGAUUGGUCACACUGAUUUUAUUGCCAAUGGCGGAACCCAUCAGCCAGGUUGUUGGACUGAUUCCUGUUCACAUCACCGAGCACCACAAUUUUACAUUGAAUCAAUAAAUAUGAAUCCAUUCUGGGCAAGACGAUGUGAUUCACAUGCAAAUAUAAAACGAGGAGAUUGUAAAGGUGAGCUCAUCCUCAUGGGUGAUCUGAAUAAUGCAACAAAGAAUCUAACUGGAAUCUUUCAUUUCAAUACAAAUCGCAAUACACCCUUCUCCCAAAGCAUCCCAGAAAUAUGAAUUCUGAAUUUGAGAUCAAUCAGAACUGAAAUUGAUAUGUUCAGGUUGAAAUAAAAAAUAUAUAAAAAUAAAUGAAGAAAAAAAGUUUUUAAGUGACCAAAAAGGAAAGGUUUGUUCCCUUUUUACUAUUGAAAGCAUAUUUAUGGAAAGGUUUAUUAUAGUCAAUAAUAAAGGGUGACUCCUUUGGGACAUCAUUUUAUUAUUCUGAAUAUAAUUUCAAUAUUUUUUCUUAUGGUGAGUUCUGAGAUUGGAUCUUUAAAGGAGUUGAGGAUUGAUAGCUUUAAGGAAAUCGAAUUUUCUUGUGG
This is a messenger RNA of Chironomus riparius, 1349 nucleotides long. The record is from the annotation of a GenBank genome assembly. Lineage: Eukaryota; Metazoa; Arthropoda; Insecta; Diptera; Chironomidae.